Rhodofomes roseus is the source of this 1533-nucleotide messenger RNA. RefSeq lists its product as uncharacterized. The transcript is spliced from 2 exons. The coding region runs from base 269 to 1438 and encodes 389 amino acids. The record is from RefSeq and is a predicted model, not a curated record. NCBI's taxonomy places the organism in Eukaryota, Fungi, Basidiomycota, Agaricomycetes, Polyporales, Fomitopsidaceae.
UCAGGUGAGUCUCCGUUCUAUUCACUUUGCGAAACCGCCUAUCCAGCCGCUUUGUACAUGGAGUGGAUGGGCUAUAUGCGCUGAUUGCAAGUGAGACAGUAGCGCACGCAGUCCAGUAACCUUUCCUGGUCUCUGAUGCUGUCUUGCGUCUUAGACUUCAGCCCUUCCUAUCGCCGUGGUGGGCACGUUUGCUGACUAUGUACCUUGCCAGACAUCUCAGUCUCACGAACCAGUUGACAUCACGACCCGCUACCCUCCCCGUCAAACAAUGACGCGCAAGAACGUACGUCUCCCCAUCGAGAUUGUCAUGAACAUCCUCGAGACCGCCUACGACGACCAUGAGCCCCGCUCAAACGCCAACCUGUACACAAACUGCGCGCUGGUAUGCAAGGACUGGUCCGUCAUCGCGCAGAAGCUCCUCUUCCACCAUGUUUGCCUGCACAGCCAGACCGCGUACAUCGCCUUCCAGGACGCUGUUGACCGCUCCACGCUCCGCGGUCGGAUGCUCGGAGAUGCAGUCCAGGAGAUGCAGGUGACGUUGGACCACAACCAGCCGUACCGCCUCUCGCACAGGUCCUUCGCACGCGCUGUCACUCUCUGUCCGAAUCUUCUGCGCUUGGGAAUUGCUCUCUACGGCAAGCCGGGCCCUGGUGAUGACCUCGUCGGCGAGCCCUCAGUCGACCGUCUCAAGCGCUCUGCGCCCUCGUUCGACGAACGCACUCUCGCGAUCCUCCGCAAGGGUCCACGCAUCACCUCGCUGCAGUUCAGCAACUGGUCCGACAACAGCUCCUCGCUCGCGCAGCUCCUUGACAUCUGGCCGUCGCUCAAGUCGCUUCUCAUCAGCGGCACGCCGCCGCAGCUCCCGAGCACGUCCCCCGCGCCCUCGACGUGCGCGCUCGAGGAGUUGAGGAUGAACUUCCAGAGCACGCCGUCGAUCGACUUCAUGAAGUGGCUGCUGCACAACUCGCAGGAGAGCCUGCGCAUGCUCGAGCUCGAGCGGGACCCCUCGCCAGAACUACUCGACUACCUGCUCCGCGAGCACGCGCCGACGCUGGAGUCGCUCGCGCUGCCGACGUGCGGCGGACAUGAGGGUGUUGCGUCGAUCCUCCAGUGCACUGCCCUGCGCGAGCUGCGCGUCGAGAGCGCGUGGGCGCCACAGGGCCUGUUCAGCUCGCUGCCGGAGGGCGUGCGGCACAUCGCGUUUGGCGUGGACAUGGACACGUCGCUGCAGCCCGUGCUGAGAACGAUCAAGAAGAGUGACGCGCUGAGGGUGGUGACGGCGCACGUCUGGCACGGCGGCGAGCGCCAUCCGCAGCUGAACGCGCUCAAGAUUGCGUGUGCGCGCCAGGGCGUGGACCUCCGGUUUACUCGGGACGUGCGCGCGUUCCGUGCGAUCAACCGCGGGGUGCUCGAUUCGUGCUCUGAACAUGACCUUUGAGGGCACUCUCAUGCCUUAACGCUCCCACAACGACGACGGAAUCAAAUCGUUCCCAUAAAAUCGACUAAUGCAACAUUGUUGUGCCAUAGCCUCGU